This is a messenger RNA of Danaus plexippus (monarch butterfly), 10716 nucleotides long. RefSeq lists its product as uncharacterized. The coding region runs from base 147 to 10379 and encodes 3410 amino acids. The transcript has 51 exons. The record is from RefSeq and is a predicted model, not a curated record. Lineage: Eukaryota; Metazoa; Arthropoda; Insecta; Lepidoptera; Nymphalidae.
UUUGAAGUCAACCGCUGGUGAGCGGGGCACGUUAGCUAAUUUUAGCAAGACAUGAGUAUAGCGGGCUCUGUGUAGAGGCCUAAUUGUGUUGUUGCUGGAGCUUCUUUUAUCAUCUCGAAUUGGCCAGCCAGGCCAAAACCCGGGCUAUGGCUCCGGGACUCCUCUUUUAUUUUCUGGUGUCUCUGGUAGUAGCGCAUGCUACCGAAGAUGCUAAUGAAACGAGAGCAUUGAUUCAAGAAGACGCCCGCGAGGCUCGAGAUUACGGAACGUAUGGCGAUAACAGUAAGGAGACCGUAGUUAAUAUUGAGGACGAUGAAAAAACACAGUACUAUGAAACCAACUACGACACUAGUGCAUACGGAUUCGGUUACGAUGUAGGCCCCAACGGUCAAUUUCACCAUGAAAAUAAAGGCCCCGAUGGUGUGACUUACGGUUGCUACGGCUACGUUGACCCUGACGGUUACCUUCGCGUCACACACUACGUCGCUGAUAGCCACGGCUACAGAAUUAUAGAACCCGAAAAACCUGUGGAAGUUUUCCCAGAGGAAAACCAUGAAUACGAUGAAAAUUUGGUGACUCCGAGUCCUCUUCCUGGUCAGAUAGUACCAUGGAAGAAGCUAUACAUGCCACGAGGAUGUGGUAAAACUCCUGGUGGAAUUCCUCCUCGCCCUCUACCAAAACCGAAACCGACAAGCCCACCUCGUCCACCACCAGAUAGCGCUGGACAAAACAGCAACCCAAAACCUGGUGUUGUGUAUCCAGGAGGACAAGGUGGUUACUAUCCUGGCACGCCUGGUACCUCUGGUUCCCCUGGUACACCCGGCAGCCCGGGUAUACCUGGCAGACCCGGUAGCCCUGGAACCCCAGGCAGUCCUGGCGGACCCGGAGGUCCAUCCGGACCAUCUGGCCCAGGAGGACAAAAUUCAGGCUAUUACCCCGGUCAAGGACAAGGUGGCUCUUAUCCCGUGAGACCUGGAGCACCCGGAAGCUCUGGAGCACCCGGAAGCCCUGGAGCACCAGGAAGCCCCGGAGCACCUGGCGGUCCUGGCGGACCCGGUGGACCCGGAGGUCCAUCCGGACCAUCUGGACCAGGAGGACAAAACUCAGGCUAUUACCCAGGUCAAGGACAAGGUGGCUCUUAUCCCGUGAGACCUGGAGCACCCGGAAGCUCUGGAGCACCCGGAAGCCCUGGAGCACCAGGAAGCCCUGGAGCACCUGGCGGUCCUGGCGGACCCGGUGGACCCGGAGGUCCAUCCGGACCAUCUGGCCCAGGAGGACAAAACUCAGGCUAUUACCCAGGUCAAGGACAAGGUGGCUCUUAUCCCGUGAGACCUGGAGCACCCGGAAGCUCUGGAGCACCCGGAAGCCCUGGAGCACCAGGAAGCCCCGGAGCACCUGGCGGUCCUGGCGGACCCGGUGGACCCGGAGGUCCAUCCGGACCAUCUGGCCCAGGAGGACAAAACUCAGGCUAUUACCCAGGUCAAGGACAAGGUGGCUCUUAUCCCGUGAGACCUGGAGCACCCGGAAGCUCUGGAGCACCCGGAAGCCCUGGAGCACCAGGAAGCCCCGGAGCACCUGGCGGUCCUGGCGGACCCGGUGGACCCGGAGGUCCAUCCGGACCAUCUGGCCCAGGAGGACAAAACUCAGGCUAUUACCCAGGUCAAGGACAAGGUGGCUCUUACCCCGUGAGACCUGGAGCACCCGGAAGCCCUGGAGCACCAGGAAGCCCCGGAGCACCUGGCGGUCCUGGCGGACCCGGUGGACCCGGAGGUCCAUCCGGACCAUCUGGACCAGGAGGACAAAACUCAGGCUAUUACCCAGGUCAAGGACAAGGUGGCUCUUAUCCCGUGAGACCUGGAGCACCCGGAAGCUCUGGAGCACCCGGAAGCCCUGGAGCACCAGGAAGCCCCGGAGCACCUGGCGGUCCUGGCGGACCCGGUGGACCCGGAGGUCCAUCCGGACCAUCUGGCCCAGGAGGACAAAAUUCAGGCUAUUACCCCGGUCAAGGACAAGGUGGCUCUUAUCCCGUGAGACCUGGAGCACCCGGAAGCCCCGGAGCACCUGGCGGUCCUGGCGGACCCGGUGGACCCGGAGGUCCAUCCGGACCAUCUGGCCCAGGAGGACAAAACUCAGGCUAUUACCCAGGUCAAGGACAAGGUAGCUCUUACCCCGUGAGACCUGGAGCACCCGGAAGCCCUGGUGCACCGGGUAGCCCUGGAGCACCUGGUGGUCCCGGUGGACCCGGCGGUCCCGGUGGUCCCGGAGGACCAGCAGGACCAAGUGGCCCUAGCACACCUCCAUCGCAAGGACCUGGUAGCGGAUAUUAUCCCGGACAAGGACAAGGUGGGUACUACCCUAGCGGUCCUGGAUCUCCCGGUCAACCGGGAAGUCCUGGCAGCCCCGGUAGCCCUGGCAGCCCUGGCAGCCCCGGUAGCCCUGGAUCACCAGGUGGACCAGGUGGAUCUUAUGGACCCAGUGGACCUAGUGGACCGGUCGGACCCAAUGGCCCGUAUGGACCCAAUGGACCGAGUGGACCAAAUCAACCAUCAAGCCCCGGUGGACAAAUUGGACCCGAACAAGGUGGAUCUUACCCUGUCAGACCUGGUGCACCUGGUAGCCCUGGAGCACCUGGUGGACCCGGUGGACCAGGAGGGCCUGGCGGUCCUGGUGGACCAGCUGGACCAAAUGGACCCGGCGGACCCAAUGGACCGAACAGACCCAAUGGACCCAAUGGACCGAGUGGGCCAAAUGGACCAAGUCGACCUAAUCAACCUUUAGGACCUGGUGGACAAACUGGACCUGGACAAGGUGGAUCUUACCCGGUUAGACCAGGAGCACCCGGUAGCCCGGGAGCACCAGGUGGUCCCGGUGGACCCGGCGGUCCCGGUGGUCCCGGAGGACCAGCAGGACCAAGUGGCCCAAGCACACCUCCAUCGCAAGGACCUGGUAGCGGAUAUUAUCCCGGACAAGGACAAGGUGGGUACUACCCUAGCGGUCCUGGAUCUCCCGGUCAACCGGGAAGUCCUGGCAGCCCCGGUAGCCCUGGAUCACCAGGUGGACCAGGUGGAUCUUAUGGACCCAGUGGACCGGUCGGACCCAAUGGCCCGUAUGGACCCAAUGGACCGAGUGGACCAAAUCAACCAUCAGGCCCCGGUGGUCAAAUUGGACCCGAACAAGGUGGAUCUUACCCCGUCAGACCUGGUGCACCUGGUAGCCCUGGAGCACCUGGUGGACCCGGUGGACCAGGAGGGCCUGGCGGUCCCGGUGGACCAGCUGGACCAAAUGGACCCGGCGGACCCAAUGGACCGAACAGACCCAAUGGACCCAAUGGACCGAGUGGGCCAAAUGGACCAAGUGGACCUAAUCAACCUUUAGGACCUGGUGGACAAACUGGACCUGGACAAGGUGGUUCUUACCCGGUUAGACCAGGAGCACCCGGUAGCCCGGGAGCACCAGGUGGUCCCGGUGGACCCGGCGGUCCCGGUGGUCCCGGAGGACCAGCAGGGCCAAGUGGCCCUAGCACACCUCCAUCGCAAGGACCUGGUAGCGGAUAUUAUCCCGGACAAGGACAAGGUGGGUACUACCCUAGCGGUCCUGGAUCUCCCGGUCAACCGGGAAGUCCUGGCAGCCCCGGUAGCCCUGGCAGCCCCGGUAGCCCUGGAUCACCAGGUGGACCAGGUGGAUCUUAUGGACCCAGUGGACCGGUCGGACCCAAUGGCCCGUAUGGACCCAAUAGACCGAGUGGACCAAAUCAACCAUCAGGCCCCGGUGGACAAAUUGGACCCGAACAAGGUGGAUCUUACCCCGUCAGACCUGGUGCACCUGGUAGCCCUGGAGCACCUGGUGGACCCGGUGGACCAGGAGGGCCUGGCGGUCCCGGUGGACCAGCUGGACCAAAUGAACCCGGCUUACCCAAUGGACCGAAUAGACCCAAUGGACCCAAUGGACCGAGUGGGCCAAAUGGACCAAGUGGACCUAAUCAACCUUUAGGACCUGGUGGACAAACUGGACCUGGACAAGGUGGUUCUUACCCGGUUAGACCAGGAGCACCCGGUAGCCCGGGAGCACCAGGUGGUCCCGGUGGACCCGGCGGUCCCGGUGGUCCCGGAGGACCAGCAGGGCCAAGUGGCCCUAGCACACCUCCAUCGCAAGGACCUGGUAGCGGAUAUUAUCCCGGACAAGGACAAGGUGGGUACUACCCUAGCGGUCCUGGAUCUCCCGGUCAACCGGGAAGUCCUGGCAGCCCCGGUAGCCCUGGCAGCCCCGGUAGCCCUGGAUCACCAGGUGGACCAGGUGGAUCUUAUGGACCCAGUGGACCGGUCGGACCCAAUGGCCCGUAUGGACCCAAUAGACCGAGUGGACCAAAUCAACCAUCAGGCCCCGGUGGACAAAUUGGACCCGAACAAGGUGGAUCUUACCCCGUCAGACCUGGUGCACCUGGUAGCCCUGGAGCACCUGGUGGACCCGGUGGACCAGGAGGGCCUGGCGGUCCCGGUGGACCAGCUGGACCAAAUGAACCCGGCUUACCCAAUGGACCGAAUAGACCCAAUGGACCCAAUGGACCGAGUGGGCCAAAUGGACCAAGUGGACCUAAUCAACCUUUAGGACCUGGUGGACAAACUGGACCUGGACAAGGUGGAUCUUACCCGGUUAGACCAGGAGCACCCGGUAGCCCGGGAGCACCAGGUGGUCCCGGUGGACCCGGCGGUCCCGGUGGUCCCGGAGGACCAGCAGGACCAAGUGGCCCUAGCACACCUCCAUCGCAAGAACCUGGUAGCGGAUAUUAUCCCGGACAAGGACAAGGUGGGUACUACCCUAGCGGUCCUGGAUCUCCCGGUCAACCGGGAAGUCCUGGCAGCCCCGGUAGCCCUGGCAGCCCUGGCAGCCCCGGUAGCCCUGGAUCACCAGGUGGACCAGGUGGAUCUUAUGGACCCAGUGGACCGGUCGGACCCAAUGGCCCGUAUGGACCCAAUAGACCGAGUGGACCAAAUCAACCAUCAGGCCCCGGUGCACAAAUUGGACCCGAACAAGGUGGAUCUUACCCCGUCAGACCUGGUGCACCUGGUAGCCCUGGAGCACCUGGUGGACCCGGUGGACCAGGAGGGCCUGGCGGUCCCGGUGGACCAGCUGGACCAAAUGGACCCGGCGGACCCAAUGGACCGAAUAGACCCAAUGGACCCAAUGGACCGAGUGGGCCAAAUGGACCAAGUGGACCUAAUCAACCUUUAGGACCUGGUGGACAAACUGGACCUGGACAAGGUGGAUCUUACCCGGUUAGACCAGGAGCACCCGGUAGCCCGGGAGCACCAGGUGGUCCCGGUGGACCCGGCGGUCCCGGUGGUCCCGGAGGACCAGCAGGACCAAGUGGCCCAAGCACACCUCCAUCGCAAGGACCUGGUAGCGGAUAUUAUCCCGGACAAGGACAAGGUGGGUACUACCCUAGCGGUCCUGGAUCUCCCGGUCAACCGGGAAGUCCUGGCAGCCCCGGUAGCCCUGGCAGCCCUGGCAGCCCCGGUAGCCCUGGAUCACCAGGUGGACCAGGUGGAUCUUAUGGACCCAGUGGACCUAGUGGACCGGUCGGACCCAAUGGCCCGUAUGGACCCAAUGGACCGAGUGGACCAAAUCAACCAUCAGGCCCCGGUGGACAAAUUGGACCCGAACAAGGUGGAUCUUACCCCGUCAGACCUGGUGCACCUGGUAGCCCUGGAGCACCUGGUGGACCCGGUGGACCAGGAGGGCCUGGCGGUCCCGGUGGACCAGCUGGACCAAAUGGACCCGGCGGACCCAAUGGACCGAAUAGACCCAAUGGACCCAAUGGACCGAGUGGGCCAAAUGGACCAAGUGGACCUAAUCAACCUUUAGGACCUGGUGGACAAACUGGACCUGGACAAGGUGGAUCUUACCCGGUUAGACCAGGAGCACCCGGUAGCCCGGGAGCACCAGGUGGUCCCGGUGGACCCGGCGGUCCCGGUGGUCCCGGAGGACCAGCAGGACCAAGUGGCCCAAGCACACCUCCAUCGCAAGGACCUGGUAGCGGAUAUUAUCCCGGACAAGGACAAGGUGGGUACUACCCUAGCGGUCCUGGAUCUCCCGGUCAACCGGGAAGUCCUGGCAGCCCCGGUAGCCCUGGCAGCCCUGGCAGCCCCGGUAGCCCUGGAUCACCAGGUGGACCAGGUGGAUCUUAUGGACCCAGUGGACCUAGUGGACCGGUCGGACCCAAUGGCCCGUAUGGACCCAAUGGACCGAGUGGACCAAAUCAACCAUCAGGCCCCGGUGGACAAAUUGGACCCGAACAAGGUGGAUCUUACCCCGUCAGACCUGGUGCACCUGGUAGCCCUGGAGCACCUGGUGGACCCGGUGGACCAGGAGGGCCUGGCGGUCCCGGUGGACCAGCUGGACUAAAUGGACCCGGCGGACCCAAUGGACCGAAUAGACCCAAUGGACCCAAUGGACCGAGUGGGCCAAAUGGACCAAGUGGACCUAAUCAACCUUUAGGACCUGGUGGACAAACUGGACCUGGACAAGGUGGAUCUUACCCGGUUAGACCAGGAGCACCCGGUAGCCCGGGAGCACCAGGUGGUCCCGGUGGACCCGGCGGUCCCGGUGGUCCCGGAGGACCAGCAGGACCAAGUGGCCCUAGCACACCUCCAUCGCAAGGACCUGGUAGCGGAUAUUAUCCCGGACAAGGACAAGGUGGGUACUACCCUAGCGGUCCUGGAUCUCCCGGUCAACCGGGAAGUCCUGGCAGCCCCGGUAGCCCUGGCAGCCCUGGCAGCCCCGGUAGCCCUGGAUCACCAGGUGGACCAGGUGGAUCUUAUGGACCCAGUGGACCUAGUGGACCGGUCGGACCCAAUGGCCCGUAUGGACCCAAUAGACCGAGUGGACCAAAUCAACCAUCAGGCCCCGGUGCACAAAUUGGACCCGAACAAGGUGGAUCUUACCCCGUCAGACCUGGUGCACCUGGUAGCCCUGGAGCACCUGGUGGACCCGGUGGACCAGGAGGGCCUGGCGGUCCCGGUGGACCAGCUGGACCAAAUGGACCCGGCGGACCCAAUGGACCGAAUAGACCCAAUGGACCCAAUGGACCGAGUGGGCCAAAUGGACCAAGUGGACCUAAUCAACCUUUAGGACCUGGUGGACAAACUGGACCUGGACAAGGUGGAUCUUACCCGGUUAGACCAGGAGCACCCGGUAGCCCGGGAGCACCAGGUGGUCCCGGUGGACCCGGCGGUCCCGGUGGUCCCGGAGGACCAGCAGGACCAAGUGGCCCUAGCACACCUCCAUCGCAAGGACCUGGUAGCGGAUAUUAUCCCGGACAAGGACAAGGUGGGUACUACCCUAGCGGUCCUGGAUCUCCCGGUCAACCGGGAAGUCCUGGCAGCCCCGGUAGCCCUGGCAGCCCUGGCAGCCCCGGUAGCCCUGGAUCACCAGGUGGACCAGGUGGAUCUUAUGGACCCAGUGGACCUAGUGGACCGGUCGGACCCAAUGGCCCGUAUGGACCCAAUAGACCGAGUGGACCAAAUCAACCAUCAGGCCCCGGUGCACAAAUUGGACCCGAACAAGGUGGAUCUUACCCCGUCAGACCUGGUGCACCUGGUAGCCCUGGAGCACCUGGUGGACCCGGUGGACCAGGAGGGCCUGGCGGUCCCGGUGGACCAGCUGGACCAAAUGGACCCGGCGGACCCAAUGGACCGAAUAGACCCAAUGGACCCAAUGGACCGAGUGGGCCAAAUGGACCAAGUGGACCUAAUCAACCUUUAGGACCUGGUGGACAAACUGGACCUGGACAAGGUGGAUCUUACCCGGUUAGACCAGGAGCACCCGGUAGCCCGGGAGCACCAGGUGGUCCCGGUGGACCCGGCGGUCCCGGUGGUCCCGGAGGACCAGCAGGACCAAGUGGCCCUAGCACACCUCCAUCGCAAGGACCUGGUAGCGGAUAUUAUCCCGGACAAGGACAAGGUGGGUACUACCCUAGCGGUCCUGGAUCUCCCGGUCAACCUGGAAGUCCUGGCAGCCCCGGUAGCCCUGGCAGCCCUGGCAGCCCCGGUAGCCCUGGAUCACCAGGUGGACCAGGUGGAUCUUAUGGACCCAGUGGACCUAGUGGACCGGUCGGACCCAAUGGCCCGUAUGGACCCAAUAGACCGAGUGGACCAAAUCAACCAUCAGGCCCCGGUGGACAAAUUGGACCCGAACAAGGUGGAUCUUACCCCGUCAGACCUGGUGCACCUGGUAGCCCUGGAGCACCUGGUGGACCCGGUGGACCAGGAGGGCCUGGUGGUCCCGGUGGACCAGCUGGACCAAAUGGACCCGGCGGACCCAAUGGACCGAAUAGACCCAAUGGACCCAAUGGACCGAGUGGGCCAAAUGGACCAAGUGGACCUAAUCAACCUUUAGGACCUGGUGGACAAACUGGACCUGGACAAGGUGGAUCUUACCCGGUUAGACCAGGAGCACCCGGUAGCCCGGGAGCACCAGGUGGUCCCGGUGGACCCGGCGGUCCCGGUGGUCCCGGAGGACCAGCAGGACCAAGUGGCCCAAGCACACCUCCAUCGCAAGGACCUGGUAGCGGAUAUUAUCCCGGACAAGGACAAGGUGGGUACUACCCUAGCGGUCCUGGAUCUCCCGGUCAACCGGGAAGUCCUGGCAGCCCCGGUAGCCCUGGCAGCCCUGGCAGCCCCGGUAGCCCUGGAUCACCAGGUGGACCAGGUGGAUCUUAUGGACCCAGUGGACCGGUCGGACCCAAUGGCCCGUAUGGACCCAAUAGACCGAGUGGACCAAAUCAACCAUCAGGCCCCGGUGCACAAAUUGGACCCGAACAAGGUGGAUCUUACCCCGUCAGACCUGGUGCACCUGGUAGCCCUGGAGCACCUGGUGGACCCGGUGGACCAGGAGGGCCUGGCGGUCCCGGUGGACCAGCUGGACCAAAUGGACCCGGCGGACCCAAUGGACCGAAUAGACCCAAUGGACCCAAUGGACCGAGUGGGCCAAAUGGACCAAGUGGACCUAAUCAACCUUUAGGACCUGGUGGACAAACUGGACCUGGACAAGGUGGAUCUUACCCGGUUAGACCAGGAGCACCCGGUAGCCCGGGAGCACCAGGUGGUCCCGGUGGACCCGGCGGUCCCGGUGGUCCCGGAGGACCAGCAGGACCAAGUGGCCCUAGCACACCUCCAUCGCAAGGACCUGGUAGCGGAUAUUAUCCCGGACAAGGACAAGGUGGGUACUACCCUAGCGGUCCUGGAUCUCCCGGUCAACCGGGAAGUCCUGGCAGCCCCGGUAGCCCUGGCAGCCCUGGCAGCCCCGGUAGCCCUGGAUCACCAGGUGGACCAGGUGGAUCUUAUGGACCCAGUGGACCGGUCGGACCCAAUGGCCCGUAUGGACCCAAUAGACCGAGUGGACCAAAUCAACCAUCAGGCCCCGGUGCACAAAUUGGACCCGAACAAGGUGGAUCUUACCCCGUCAGACCUGGUGCACCUGGUAGCCCUGGAGCACCUGGUGGACCCGGUGGACCAGGAGGGCCUGGCGGUCCCGGUGGACCAGCUGGACCAAAUGGACCUGGCGGACCCAAUGGACCGAAUAGACCCAAUGGACCCAAUGGACCGAGUGGGCCAAAUGGACCAAGUGGACCUAAUCAACCUUUAGGACCUGGUGGACAAACUGGACCUGGACAAGGUGGAUCUUACCCGGUUAGCCCAGGAGCACCCGGCAGCCCAGGAGCACCAGGUGGUCCCGGUGGACCCGGCGGUCCCGGUGGUCCCGGAGGACCUGGUGGACCAAAUGGACCCGGUCAAGUUCCCGAUUCCGUCGGUGCACCUUCCGGAACAGGUGUUCAACCACCAGUUUACCCCCCGCCCAGUCAGCAGCCGCCAUUCCCUAUAUAUGUUAUACCAUAUCCAUUGCCGAUCGUGCCAAGCCCCGCAUCAUGUCCCUGUUAUCUCUUGAAUCCAGGCCAAAAUAAUCAACAAUCUUCUCCACAAAUGCAGUAUAACCAAUACCCUUACCAAGGGUACCAACCUUAUGGCAUUAUAGGGUUCAUACCAGUCGUAUUCGUUCCCAACUGUCCUGGAAAUAAUACUGGUAUGCAAACUGCGCAACAAAACUUCCCUAAUGCUGUAUCUGUUCCCUAUAAUUGUGGCCAAUGUCAAGCGUCGAAUGACAUUUACCGGUACUUCGGAAGAUUAAAUGGAGGACGUAGCAUUGAAAUGAACGACUUAAAAGAAAUCAAAUCUCUACCAGAACUGGAGAAUCUCUUGAAGAAUCAAAUUAAACCUCCAAGAAAGAGUUUAAGGAGGAUAGCCGUGAAUGCCAGAGUUCUGGACGACAUGACGAACGACAAGAAAAAUAAAAAGAAUUUGAUAAUUAAGGCGAAAGAAGAUUAACGAUAUCACUUUGUGAUGCAUUAGUAUAUAUAUUUAGACUAUAUAUUAUUACAGAAUGAAUUUUGAAAUCGUCCGACAAUACUUGGACGCUUUCAAAAUAAUUUUAGUUGAGGUAAACUUAUAUUUAUUUACUUUUAUUUAUCAGAAUGGCUGAUUAAACACUAUUAUACUAUGAAGUAGCUUAUCACUGUUCAUAUGUCUGUUACUGCCAAGUAUGUAAUAUUUACAUCUUCAAUUUAUGCUCAACUCAAAUACUUUUUUUAUAUUCUUUGUAAAAAUUACUAUAAUGUAGUUGGAAGUCUUAAAAUGCAUAAAUAUUAAACGAAAUAAUUUUAAA